This is a messenger RNA of Hansenula ciferrii, 1410 nucleotides long. RefSeq names its product glycine hydroxymethyltransferase SHM2 (gene SHM2). Gene Ontology annotation, molecular function: serine binding; cobalt ion binding; zinc ion binding. The record is from RefSeq and is a predicted model, not a curated record. The transcript has a single exon. Lineage: Eukaryota; Fungi; Ascomycota; Saccharomycetes; Phaffomycetales; Wickerhamomycetaceae. Gene Ontology annotation, cellular component: cytoplasm. Gene Ontology annotation, biological process: folic acid metabolic process; tetrahydrofolate interconversion; L-serine catabolic process. Bases 1 to 1410 code for a protein of 469 amino acids.
AUGCCAUACGCUUUACCAGAAUCUCACAGACAAUUAGUCGAAGGUCAUUUAAAAGAUACCGAUCCAGAAGUUGAACAAAUCAUUAAAGAUGAAAUUGAACGUCAAAGACAUUCAAUCGUCUUAAUUGCAUCAGAAAAUUUCACUUCAACUGCUGUUUUCGAUGCUUUAGGAACUCCAAUGUGUAAUAAAUAUUCUGAAGGUUAUCCAGGUGCAAGAUAUUAUGGUGGUAAUGAACAUAUUGAUAGAAUUGAAAUCUUAUGUCAAGAAAGAGCUUUAAAAGCUUUUAAUAUCACUUCUGAUAAAUGGGGGGUUAAUGUUCAAACUCUUUCUGGGUCUCCUGCUAAUUUACAAGUUUAUCAAGCUAUUAUGAAACCUCAUGAAAGAUUAAUGGGUCUUGAUUUACCUCAUGGUGGUCAUUUAUCUCAUGGUUAUCAAACUGAUACUAGAAAAAUCUCUGCUGUUUCAACUUAUUUUGAAACUAUGCCUUAUAGAGUUGAUUUAGAAACUGGUAUUAUUGAUUAUGAUACCUUAGAAAAGAAUGCCUUAUUAUUCAGACCUAAGGUCCUUGUUGCUGGUACUUCUGCUUAUUGUAGAUUAAUUGAUUAUAAAAGAAUGAGAGAAAUUGCUGAUAAAGUUGGUGCUUAUUUAGUUGUUGAUAUGGCUCAUAUUUCAGGUUUAAUCGCUGCUGGUGUUAUCCCAUCUCCAUUUGAAUAUGCUGAUAUUGUCACUACAACUACACAUAAAUCCCUAAGAGGUCCAAGAGGUGCCAUGAUUUUCUUUAGAAGAGGUGUUAGAUCAAUUAACGCUAAAACUGGUGCUGAAAUUAAAUAUGAUUUAGAAAAUCCAAUUAAUUUCUCAGUUUUCCCAGGUCAUCAAGGUGGUCCACAUAAUCAUACUAUUACCGCGUUAGCAACAGCAUUAAAACAAGCUUCAACUCCAGAAUUUAAACAAUAUCAAGAACAAGUUUUAAAAAAUGCUAAAGCUUUAGAAGAAGAAUUCUUAAAAUUAUCUUAUAAAUUAGUUUCAAAUGGUACUGAUUCUCAUAUGGUUUUAGUUUCAUUAAAAGAUAAAGGUAUCGAUGGUGCAAGAAUUGAAACCGUUUGUGAAAACAUAAACAUUGCCUUAAACAAAAACUCAAUCCCAGGUGAUAAAUCCGCUCUUGUGCCAGGUGGUAUUAGAAUUGGUGCACCAGCAAUGUCUACAAGAGGUCUUGGUGAAGAAGAUUUUAAAAAAAUUGCACAUUAUAUUGAUUGGUCUGUUCAAUAUGCUAAAAAAAUUCAAAGUGAAUUACCAAAAGAAGCUAAUAGAUUAAAAGAUUUUAAAGCUAAGAUUGCUCAAGGUUCUGAUGAAUUAACUAAAACUAAGAAUGAAAUUUAUGAAUGGGCUGGUGAAUUCCCAUUAUCUGUUUAA